Maniola jurtina (meadow brown) is the source of this 4694-nucleotide messenger RNA. Its product is annotated as C3 and PZP-like alpha-2-macroglobulin domain-containing protein 8. Gene Ontology annotation, cellular component: extracellular region. The transcript has 26 exons. The record is from RefSeq and is a predicted model, not a curated record. Lineage: Eukaryota; Metazoa; Arthropoda; Insecta; Lepidoptera; Nymphalidae. The coding region runs from base 234 to 4550 and encodes 1438 amino acids. Gene Ontology annotation, molecular function: endopeptidase inhibitor activity.
GGCAGCCCGCACUGCGUAGGCGCCUCGCUGCGCUGUGCGCGCAGUCAGUCAUUCAACGACAUUGUAUUGGCGGCCACAUUGCUCGACGGCCCGAGACCAGCGCACAAAAACUAUGUGCAUCUGAUAGAAACGAUCUGUGAUAUAGUGUUAAGAUACCUACAUGCAAUAACUGAAAGUGAAAAGCAAUAAAGUGAAACCUGUUGGAUAUUGUAACGGAACAUAACAGUUUUAAAAUGAUGCACAAAGUAGCACUAACAUGCUGUUUAGCAGUUCUUAUUGCAUCUGGAAUUGUACAAAGCGUAUCAAUAUUAGGUCCAAAGUUGUUAAGGCCAUACGGAAACUAUAAAAUAUCCAUAGCAGGAGGAUCUCGUGCACACAAUCUAUACGUAGCUAUAGAAGGCAAAAGAUCUACUGGGGAGCAAUUUUCACAAGGAAGAGUAGUCCAAGUCCCAGCAGCUGCAUCUAGGCUUGUAGACCUCGAGAUCGGCGAUCCAGGACCUGGACAAUACAAACUCGUUGCACGUUCUACGUCAGGGCCACUGUUCGCUUCUUCAGCACCUCUGAUCUACCAGCCGAGAAGUUUCUGUGUUUUCGUACAGACAGACAAACGAGUGUAUCAACCUAGAGAUACUGUUAACUUUAGAGUUAUAGCUUUAGACAAAUACCUCCUGCCGUUAUCAGGGACGGUGGAUAUAAGCAUCUUAGAUACAGGCGGAUCUCCGGUCCGGCAGUGGGCAUCCGUUCCACUCGAUAGAGGCCUUUUCGCUGAGGAAUUGUUGCUUGCAGAUGAACCCGCACUUGGGCAAUGGACUAUUCAAGUGGAAGCACGUGGUCAAAAGUACUCCAGGCAGAUAAUGGUGGCUGAUUAUGUGUUACCAAAAUUUGAGAUGGACCUUCAGAUGCCAAAAGAAAUAUUAUUCAGUGAUGGGCGAUUUAAUAUUAACGUAACUGCCAGACAUUUCAAUGGCCUCCCUGUGAAAGGUGAACUGACCAUUUCAGCGUACGCUGUAUUCUUCUCUGGACUAUUACAACCUGUAUUCUCUACUCCUGCCCGAAAAGUAGUAGACUUUAACGGUCAGGCGAAUGUUGUAUACGAUCUCAAAACAGACUUGGAUCUAGCUGAAGACGCCGCAAGACCUUUAGUUGUGGAAGCAGUCUUAGAAGAAAAUAAUACGCUGAUAAAACAAAAUAUUACAUCAAGAAUUCUACUUCUACGCACUCCAUACAGGCUUAAGGUCACAGCUCCAGACCGAUUUAAACCUACUUUGCCUUAUAAUGUCCAGAUAGAAUUAGUAAAUUCGACUGGUCACACAAUGAAUACGGCAGGCGAUGUUGUUGUUGAAAGGCUUUGGGAUGACGGAGCUCCUGUUAAUACAACAACUGUAAAAUUAAAUAAAGGCAUUGCAAAAUAUACUUACACACCAGAUGUGGCCCAUACCAACUCAACACUUAAUUUAGUAGUAAAAUAUAACGAAAUAUCAGAAAGAAUUGUAAAUGUACAAAAAAGCAUGGAAAAGGGUGGACAGUAUUUGACAAUAGACGUGAUAUCUCGUGAUACUGGAGUAGGUGAUGAAAUGCGUGCACAAAUAACUGCAACUGAGACGAUGGAUCUCGUGCACUAUGUUGUUAUUGGAAGAGGAGAUAUUCUUGUCGCGAAGACUUUAGAAUUGAGUCCAGCACGUCGCAGUGUGGACGUAUCGGUGCCUGUAACGGCCGCUAUGGCACCAGGUUGCAUACUUCUCGCUUGGUACCCGCGAUUGGCAGGAGAUUCCGUGAUUUCUGCUGCAGUAUAUGCCCCGCAAAAGGAAAUGCUACAACAUAAAGUAACAGUGACCUCAGCCUCAUCCGGUCAACUUCUUCGACCUAAUGGUCUAGUGGAAUUCCGUGUUUCGGGCGAGGCUGGUUCACAGGCUGCUUUGCUCGGCAGUGACGAAAACGCUAUCGCCACAGAACUAGUAAGAGAAAAUGGUCUGGGCAGCGGACUUGACAUGCAAACGAUCGAACGAGAAGUAGAGAGUUUCACUGGACUGAAACACUCUCUAUUCAAAAACGAAGACCAUUUACCGAGCUUAGGACUGGAUUUAGGAGGACGAAAUUCUUCAGAUGUGUUUAGUAAUGCAGGAAUGGUCCUUUUGACGGAUGGCUUGGUCAUUGCUAGUAACAAUCAAGAAGUAUCUGAAGAGCCAGAGACAGGCACUAGAGCACCACAGGCGGGUCCAUACGCGUUCAGUAGAGUGCCUCCUCCACCCUCCCCGCGUUACUUUCUCACACGAACACUUUCCCCACACGUCACCUGGAUGUUCACCAAUCUUACUAUUGGCGAUGAUGGCGUUGGAACUCGAGAGCGCUGGUCACCAGUCACUCCGGGCGAAUGGUCCGUGGGAGCUUUUGCAGUACAUCCUACCCUUGGUUUGGGCAUCGCUGCUCCCCGCAAAGUCACUACCGCCCUUCCCCUUUCCUUAACAGCAGAACUACCAGAAACCUUGCAGAAAGGAGAAACACUAGCCGUGAUUGUUACUUUGAAAAGCACCCUCACAGUUGACACUUCCGUCGAAGUCACAUUCCAUAAUUCUGAGCAGUAUUACGAAUUUGAACCUUUGGAAAAUAACAUCGACUCUGCUAAAAAAAUUGAGUUAUAUCGUCGAUUGCGCGUGACGGUGCCAGCUCGGGGCUCCAUAAGCACUGCAUUCUUGGUGACUUCGGUCCGCAGCGGUGAAGCACCUAUCAUCAUCGAGGCCAAUGGCAACGGCGUCUCUGCAUCGCUGUUCCGCAUCAUUAAUGUCAAGGAUGGUUACAUAGAAGACAUUUGGUCGUGGGCACUGCUAGACGGUAGGCGAGGAGUGGCGCGGGCCAACGUAACGUUAGCUCCUGCGGCAGGCACUAAACUCGGCUCCGUUUCACUAGAAGCCACUGGUGAUCUAUUAGCCAACGCCUUAAGAGCAUUGAAAUCACCGGUCACCGUUGCUGCAGAUGCCACGUAUGCUUUGCGCCCAUUAGCUCGUGCCUGCAUCUUAUUAGACUAUCUUCAGGCAACAGAUCAAGAUGACGAAGUGACGAUAGUAAAGGACGCGCGCUUACAAGCUUCCACUGGCUAUCAGCGACUUAUGGCUUUCCGUAAAGCUGACGGAUCAUUUGCAGCAGAAAUCGGGAACGAUGCUGUGUCUGAUGUGUGGAUGACCUCAAUAGCAGCACGCUGGCUAAGCCGCUCGUCUCGGUAUGUGGAAGUGUCGCCCGAAGCCACCAUGGCUGCUGCGAGGUGGUUGGUCAACGCACAAAAACCUGACGGUAGCUGGCAACCGCCGCCAUCGACACAGAAAAACGACCCUCGAGCACAAACUGUUGUUCCACUCACUGCCUACGCCUUAUUGGCCUUGCAGGAGACCAAGAGCAACGAAGUCCUUUACAAAAACGCGAUGAACAAAGCCCUGGACUUCCUCGCGAAAAAUCUGUCUCCCGAAUUAGACGCGUAUUCGCUGGCAGUGACGAGCAGUGCCCUGGCCGCCGCCCGACACCCGCAGGCCACGCAAGCUUUGCAGAUCAUGGACAAAUAUGCUAACACUUCGGACGCUUCCACAUUGUACUGGUCUCGGAAAGUCCCUGGUGCAGAAUGGAAAAACCCAUGGUUGAAAGGAAAUAGUCUAGAAGCUUCCACUACAGCGUGGGCUCUCCGAGCUAUGUUGGCGUCCAGCCUUUUGGAAGAAGCUGUUCCUGCUGCUCGUUACCUGCUGCAAGCACUUGGUCCAAAAGAUCAAGACCCUGAUGUGUUGGAUGCGCUGGCACAAUUUGCGGAAACGAUGAAGACAACGAACAAGCUAAGAGUAUCUGUAACUGUUGCAAGCUUCGAAGAACCACGCCAGUUUAAUAUUGACAACGACAAUGCCCUUAUUAUACAAACGCAAUUGGUCCGUAACGCUCUUAACGCAAGUGCAGUGACUGAGGGUAGGGGUGUGGCAAUGGUUGGGCUGGCGGCGAAGGGCAGCACCAACGUGACGGGCGCGUGGCCGCGGUACACUCUCGACCCGAGGGUGGACCAGGUCUCCACCAGGGAACGGCUUCAGCUCUCCAUUUGUAUCGGAUUUGUUCCCAUCGCCAAUGAAACGGAGAGUGGAUUAACACUUCUCACAGUUCAACUGCCAUCGGGUUAUUUAGCAGAUUUGAACGCAAUCACUGAGUUGACGGCGGCGCGACACGUGGUGGGCGCCAGAGUGAUGGCGGGCGGGGCGCGAGUGGUAGCAUGGCUGCGCGCCAGCGUCGGCGAGCGAUGCGCGACCCUCGCCGCGCCGCGCGCCUUACCCGUGGCCCGACAGCGCCCCGCUUGGGUCACGCUCACCGACCUUUACGACUCUAGUCACCGCGCCCGCGUGUUUUACCAAGUGCCGCAAAGCACGGCGUGCGACGUGUGUCGGGAGUGGGAAUCCUGUGCGAGCGCGUGCGGGUCAACUGAGAGGCAAGUGAAUCCCACGACCACGCCCUCGCCCAACGCAGCGAACGUUCCCGGACUUGCGUUUGCGUUCGCCCUCACCAUGGCCAUCUUAUUGUUAUUACGAUAACAUGUUUUAGAACUUACGAAAAUGUGUACUUUGUAACUGAUGUUGUUUUAAUCUAAUUAUUAUUAUUAUUAAAUUAUAAUUCUUUUGUUGACAUAAUUUCGAGCAAAAGUACUUAACUGAACUACAAAAAAUACAAUUGAUCUA